Oikopleura dioica is the source of this 450-nucleotide messenger RNA. The record is from the annotation of a GenBank genome assembly. Lineage: Eukaryota; Metazoa; Chordata; Appendicularia; Copelata; Oikopleuridae.
AUGUUUGUAACUUCUUUUGACAAGACAACGGGCAAUGUUUAUUGGAAUGGCGAAAUUUUUCACUCGUGGGGAGAAUACCAAGAAGCGAAAGAAUUGUUUGAUUACGAAAGAUUUCGGUCCCAACUUUCUACUGCGAUCACACCGACAGAAGCUCAAACAACACGCAGCAUUGAAGAAACGACGACACAAACUUCAACAAGAAUCCUUGGUAUCGGAGUUAUAUCGGCUUACAUUUGCUUCAUCAUUCUCUUGGCUUUAUAUUACGCUCGGAAGGAAAUGAGGAAAGAGCAAGAAUCUGGGAACGUCGUGAGAAGAGAUCGACGAAACGAAUCAAUUACUAACAAUGAGCCUUCUGUUCCGACCGCCUCCGACGCACCAGAACUCUACUUAGAAGAUCAACCGCCUUCAUACAAUUCAUUAUUUCACCAGUAUGAUGAGUUCUCAGUUUAA